This is a messenger RNA of Poecile atricapillus (Black-capped chickadee), 2013 nucleotides long. Its product is annotated as basic proline-rich protein-like. The record is from RefSeq and is a predicted model, not a curated record. NCBI's taxonomy places the organism in Eukaryota, Metazoa, Chordata, Aves, Passeriformes, Paridae. The transcript is spliced from 3 exons. The coding region runs from base 1 to 927 and encodes 308 amino acids.
AUGGAAGAUAAAACGCAACACCGUGGCGCUUCAGAGAGGGCAGCCUUGCCGCUUUUGGAGGGAACUACGGCAGAAGGGAGGAGAGGGAAGGAGGAGAAGGAGGCUACGAGCUCCAGCACCGCUCCAGACGCUGUCCGGGCUGGGCAGCCGGCAGAGCCGGAGCGGAGCUCGCAGCGGCAGCGCCGCGUUCCUCCGGCCGGGCAGCGCCGCAGCGUUCGCCGCCCGCCCCCGCGCCCGGCUGCUCCCGCUCACCUUUCAGCGACCGGCUCAGCGCAUCUUCCUCCCUCCCUCUCUCUCUCUCUCUCUCCCGCAGCGGCUGCUGGUGGCGGCCCAGACUCCCCGGACUCGGCGAGUGCCCCGCACUGUUCGUCCCUCAGCCGGCGGCAGCUCCCGCUGUCACUUCACCCCCACAUCUCGCCGCCGGCGGCGGCAGCUGCUGCUCCUAAAUUCACGGCGCUCCGGCGGCAUGAAGUCAUCCUCCCCGCCCCCUCCGCGGGCCGCCGCACUCCGCUCCCGCCGCGGAGGGGGAGACGGCCCCGCCGCCCGGCAGCCCGAGCCCCGCGGGGUCCCGGCGCUCCAGCCGCACCGGAGCGGCCGCCGCUCCCUUCGGAACACCCGUGCCCGGCCGCCCGGGAGCCUGCGAGGGGCGGUGCCGUCUCCCGGGUGCGGUGGCGGUCCGGGGAACCCUCCCCAGGCACGGCGGCGGGAUGGGCCGCUCCGCCCCGCGCCAGCCGUGCCCUCCCGGGAGUCCCGCCCGGUGGCCGGGGCCCCGUGCCCGGCACCGUGUCCUCGCCGCCCGGCCGGCGGUACCGCGCUGAGCGGCGGGAGGGCAGCUCCUGCCGCACUGCAAGGCCGGGACCAAGGGAGAGCGUCCCCAGGGAGAGCUGUGUGCCUGGCUCUCGCCGUUUGAAGGAAAAUGCGCUGUGAUCCCUCGUGCUGAGUGCUGUGCACAUACUGAGUGACCGACAGGCUUGUAAAGAAGGCUGGAUUCCUAUCACAGUUCACAAUGCCAUGACCCAUCCCAUGUGCACGACAAGCAGAGCUAUGCUGGGAGGAGUCUUUGUUUUCCACUGGAAAUCUAUACAACAAGAACGAUAAAUUUCACUCAGGAAUGAUUUCGUCCUCAGCCGUGCCUGACUGUUAUGUGUCAUGCCACCAGUCCUGCCUAAAGGACCACGUUCUGCUCUUCCAUAGCAUAUCCACCUCCGUCAGGUCAAACACUAGAGCAGUGAAAUGUAUAGAAAGAUCCUCACUGAUUUGAGCAGGCUCAUGACCAGGCUGUCCCACUACCUGCUAGACACUGAACAAGGCCAAGAACAUUGAAUUGUGCUGAAGUGCCUGGAGAAGGACUUUGACUGUGUGCAGUAAAUAAACUAUGUGGGUCAAAUGGAGUAUUGAACAGAUUAUGGCCCCUGAGCACAAUACUCCCUGGCACUGAGUGAGAAACCACGGGGCCUUUGUUUUAAUAAGAAGAAUAGGUAGUUAUGUACUGAGAAGGACAGUGCUCACAUACAGAAAGGGCAGAGUUAAGGUUAUCUGGUACUUUUGUAGUAAGUGCUUCCUUUUGCAAACUUAAUGCUUUUUAAAUUUUGUUGCCAUUUGGAAGCUUUGUAAAGGCCUUCUUUGUCAUGUUAUCCAAAGUUAUUGUGACCUCAUUUAAAAUACACUGAAUAUCUUGAGUAGCUAUCUUAGAGCAACUUGACUUGUAAAAGGGGAUGAGCUUUAUAAAUAAACGGGUAAAUUAUUAAUGCUGUGUCAUAUGAGUCUAGACACUGGUGUUUGAGUAGGACCCUGUAAUAGCAAUAAAAUUUCAUCAGAAUCAGGAGAUCUAGGGAUCACAGUAGCAAUGUUUUUCAGCUCCAUUCCUAAGCUGGAGAAAAGUGUUCUGUCUCCUCUGUUACAUAUUAAAUUGUUGAUCUGCGGAUAUUUUUUCAGUCAUCUGAUGCAUCUGGAAGAACUGUCUUUUGUACUACAAGGACCACCUUUUAUAGAAUAAGUAAAAUUGGAAAGUUG